UGUCAAACAGCCGUUGACUGUUGAAUUAAAAUUUCUUAAUUCUGGAUUAGUAGUUGACUUAUUAGAUGUCUUAAAAUCAUUUUCAGUUGGUCCAGAACUUUUAAGAACUCUGUUUGACGAGGAAAACUUAAAUACUGAAAAUUAUCAGGAAGCCAAAGAGUUAGAAGCCGGAGUGAGUUUACCGCAAUUUUUAUUCACUAGCAGCAAGGGUAAUUCUUAUUUUAACCUCGGAAAAUUAGGGCGAAAAAAAUAUAACCAAAAAAUCGACAUUAUUCAACAACUCAAAGAGCAAACAUUAGCCGAAGACAUACGCGAUAGUAGUGACAAAUUACUCUUGAAGAAAAACACCGUUUUAGAUGAGAAAAAUCUGCUAAUCUUACAGAAUGCUCUCCAGAAAAAGAAGAUAAACAGUAUUACUAUUCCUUAUUCUACCAAUGAAUUAUAUGUUAUUAAAAUAAAUUCACCAAAAAAUAAAGAUAAAACCAUCUCGGUGGUUGGUAUUGGCGAAAAAUUGCCGGAAGAAAAGACUUAUUUUGACUUGGCAGAUUUAGUUUGUGCUGUUUCUUAUUAUAUUAAUUUACAUCAUGGUCUAGGCAACAUUGAAAAAGAAGAAGAUAAGGACAAAUUAGAAAAUCAAAUUGUCCGGCGGGUUGGCGACUUAGUUUAUAAUAUCUUUGACAAUAAAUUAGGUGGAUUUUUACAAGAUAUUGAUAAUAAGUAUUUAGCCUACAUUUCACAAUUGAAGAAAGUGGACUUGCUGAAAAUCCCUAAUUUAAAAGAUUUCGAUAAUUUGAUCAAACACUUUUUCAAUACUUCUGCCCUAGUUCAAUUACAAAAUCAAAACAAUCCUUUAUCAGAAAUCUCUUAUACUCGCAAAUUAAGUGUUUUGGGCUUAGGAGGAUUUAGUUCGGCUAAUACUACCAUGGCAGCUCGUAAUAUUAAUUCUUCUUAUUAUGGACGCUAUGACUUAGUUGAAACUCCAGAAGGACAGCGGGUCGGUUUAAUUCAUAAUCUAACUAUCGGAGCAGAAAUAAACGACUAUGGGCAAGUAGUAGUUCCUUAUUAUCCAGUUAGAAAUGGCGAAAUUAUUCCUGAAUUAGUUUACUUAAACACCGAAGAAGAACAAGACAAAUACGUUGCUAAUUUUUCUCUAAAAAUUGAUGAAAAAAAUCGGAUUUUAGAAGAAACGGUAUUAGUUCGUCAUCAGGGAGAGUUUCUGCGAGUAGCGAAAGAAAAAGUAGAUUAUAUUGACAGUUCAUUUUAUCACUUGAAUUCAAUUACCAGUGCCACUAUUCCUUUUUUUCAACACAAUGACGCUACCCGCAUGCUAAUGGCCACUAAUAUGCAACGGCAAGCGGUAACUUUACUAAAAAGUCAAGAGCCAUUAGUAGCUAGUGGGGCCGAAGCCAGUCUGCUCAAUAAUUCGCCGUUGGUUGUCACAGCCGAGGAAAAAGGAGUGGUAGAAUAUGUUGAUAGUCAGCAAAUCAUUAUUAAGGAAACAAGUCAAAAGAAAACUUAUCAAUUAGGCCAUAAAAAAAGGAGAAAAAAGUGGAAAAAAGGACAAAUGAUUGCUUGCGGAAACUAUGGCAAUAAUGGUGAGUUAUCGCUAGGUUAUAACUUACGAGUAGCCUAUCUAUGUUGGAAUGGUUAUAAUUACGAAGAUGCCAUUAUCCUUAAUGAAAGAUUAGUAAGGGAAGAUAUUCUUACUUCUUUCUUUGUUAAAAAACACACUGUUAUUCGUCACAACACCAAAUAUGGCCAAGAGGUUUUUACCUCUUCUUUCCCUCAUUCUGAGAAAAGCCAAUUUCCACAACUGGCUAAAAAUGGCAUAGUGAAGAUUGGUAGCGAGGUCAAAGGAAAUGAUAUUUUGGUUGGCAAGUUAACGCCCGAACCUAGUCCACGCAAGGAAUCGGAAGAGGAAUUGUUGCUAAUGAGUAUUUUGGGAGAAAAAGCCCAGAGAUUUGUUAACUCUUCGCUUCGUUUGCCUGCUGAGGAAUCUGGAAUAGUUUACCAAGUCAAAAGAAAAAAACUUAGUAAAAGUAAGAAUGAUUUGGAAUUAGUAGAAGUUUUUGUGGCCCAAGAACGAAAAAUAGAAAUCGGAGACAAAUUAACUACUCGCUUUGGUAAUAAAGGGGUAGUAGCCAAGAUUGUUCCAGAGGCUGACAUGCCUUUUGAUGAGGAGGGGAAAACCAUCGACAUAAUUUUUAAUCCCCUCGGUAUUCCUACCCGCAUGAAUAUUGGCCAGUUAUUAGAGACAAUUAUGGCUUCCGCCGCUCAGAAACUUGAUACUAAACUCCUUAUUCGCCCCUUCAAUUCUCCUACACUAGAAACAAUGAAAAAAAUAAUUGAGGAAGCCGGAAUUAAAAAUUACGGUGCCCAAAAAUUAUUUGAUGGCCAAACCGGCUUGCCUUUUCAACAAGAUGUUUAUAACGGCUAUAUCUAUACCAUUAAGUUAAAUCAUAUGGUCGCGGAUAAGUUUCACGCUCGAAAUGUCGGUCCUUAUUCUCUUAUUUAUCAACAGCCACUCAAGGGUCGUUCCCAAGGUGGUGGCCAACGAGUUGGAGAAAUGGAAGCUUGGGUAUUAGAAGCCCACGGUGCCGCUUAUAACUUAAUGGAAAUGAUGAGUGCGAAAUCAGACGACAUAUAUAGACGGAGGUUGUUACAAAACACACUUCUGUUUGAUAACCGUCAAAUUGACCUUCGUAAUAGUCAGAGUGAAUCAUUCAAUCUUUUAAUUCAGUACCUACGGGGAAUUGGCUUUGAUCUGAAAGCCAGCGAUUAUAGCGAUAUUACUCGCCACUCUUUUGGAGAAAUCACUAGUCAUAAAGUAUUAAAUACUAGAACUUUUAAGCCCGAGUUAGGUGGACUUUUUGACCCUCGGAUUUUUGGUCCUUUUCUCAACUACGAGUGCUAUUGUGGUAAAUAUAAGGGCAAAGAAAACAAAGGACAAAAUAAAUUAUUGGGUAUUCCUGCUAAAAGAUUGGAGGAUAUUAUUUACUUGCGAGCCUAUGUAGUAUUAGACAAUGGUUUAACUAGUUUACUAAGAAAUGGCGAUAUUUUAGAAAAAAGAAUCGAUCGACCCCUAAUUAGCAGUAUUUUACAAGAGAUUAUUGAAAAUAAGAAGUUAGAACAAAAUGUUAUUGAGGAAGCCAAAGAAUUAAACGGAAGAAUCACAGAAAAAAAUAGCGGGGAGGAUUAUUUAGAUUUCUUAGCCAAACAUUGUGGAAUAAAAAUUGGAACCGGCACCGAAGCCUUCCAAGAGUUACUAAGUAGAAUAAAUAUUGAGGAAGAGUUAGAAAAAGUUAGAAAUUCAGUCAAGGAAUCACCCAACAAAGUCAACCAAGAAAAUGAUAUUAUUCAUAAUGAAAAGAGGAGAUUGCAAAAAGCGGUCGACCAAACCAUUUAUGGUUCAACUUAUAAGCAAAAUGAAAUCAAAAGUUUAUUACAAAGUUUAAGUGGCAAAGAAGGAAUAACUCGUCGUUAUUCGUUAGGAAAAAGAGUGGAUUAUUCAGCUCGUUCGGUAAUUGUUCCUAAUCCUAGCCUGCUACUUGAUCAAAUAGGGUUGCCAGUCAAAAUGGCCCUCACCCUUUAUAAACCUUUCAUUAUUCAAAAAAUAUUGAAAGAAAAAAUUGCUUUUACGGUGAAAGAAGCCGAACAAUUGCUUUACCAGGAAGACCCAAUUAUUUUUCCUCUUCUUAAUAAAAUUAUCCAAGGUCAUCCUAUUUUAGCUAACCGAGCUCCCAGUUUACACCGUCUGAGUAUCCAAGGGUUUUAUCCUCAAUUAACAUUAGGUAAUUCGAUUGAACUACAUCCCUUAAUAACUACUGGCUUGAAUGCCGAUUUUGAUGGCGACCAAAUGGCUAUUUACUUACCGGUAACCGCCAAAUCAUGUGAAGAAAUCAAGGAACGUGUACUUUCUCCUCACCACAUUAUUGACCCCAAAAAUGGUUAUUUGAUAACUACUCCCAGUCAGGAUAUGAUUUUGGGACUUUAUUAUUUAACGAAAGAGACUAAAGGUAAAAAAGUCAUUUUCCACGACGAAAUAGCGAAUAUUUGA
Messenger RNA from Ambispora gerdemannii, 4057 nucleotides. The record is from the annotation of a GenBank genome assembly. Lineage: Eukaryota; Fungi; Glomeromycota; Glomeromycetes; Archaeosporales; Ambisporaceae.